CUCUUCAAACCUUCCAUCCUGCGCGCUGCCUCCUCACAGACAAACACACAGACGCACAGACUUUUAAUGAGAAGAGAAGAGAAGAACAGGACCGUGCCAAGCUACCGGAUAUGCGCACAAGAAUGCAAAAGAAAAGUGUGUUUGUGCCUCUAGUGAUUUUUGCGCCGGAUAAAUUUCACUCAUGUGGGAGAGUUUCCCCUGCUCGGGACUUUGAUUUGGUUUGAUGGGCGCGCACACGCUUGGAUUUCUGCUGAUAACAACGGGGGCUGGAGAGAGCGCAUGAAGUGAGGAGUUUUUCAUCCUCAGCUCCAGAGGGUUCACCAGGUUUGACUUGAGGUCUGUGAAGCUGCACAUUUCUACCGAACCGAACCAAAUGCAGAGAGAGAGAUGCAUCUGGGCAAGGCGUUACUGUUUGUCCUCCUCCUCAACUGCGCAGCUUUGAGCUCGUCCCUGUCGACUUGUGCCACCGUGGAUAUCGACCAUGUGAAGAGGAAGAGGGUCGAGGCGAUACGGGGUCAGAUCCUGAGCAAACUGCGGCUGACGAGUCCUCCGCACUCCCUCGGACCGAAUAAAAUCCCUUAUCAGAUCCAGGCGUUGUAUAACAGCACCAAGGAGCUACUGGAGGAGCUAGGGAGGGACCGGCAGCAGAGUUGCGGUCAGGACAACACCGAGACAGAGUACUACGCCAAAGAGAUAUACAAAUUCAACAUGGUCUACGGACCGCCAGAGAGUAACGAUGUGCUCUAUUGCCUCAAAGGCAUCACCUCUAAGGUUUUCCGCUUCAACAUCUCCGCCAUGGAAAGGAACUCGACCAACCUCUUCAGAGCAGAGUUUCGAGCUCUGCGGAUGCCAAACUCCAGCGCCAAGAGGAAUGAGCAGCGGAUUGAGCUCUACCAGAUUGUGAGGCCAAAUGAACACAUCAGAAAACAACGCUACAUCGCAGCCAAGAAUGUGCUGACCAAGGGUACUCCAGAAUGGGUCUCCUUCGAUGUGACUGACACAGUGCGGGAGUGGCUGAUGAACAGAGGAAGUAAUUUAGGCCUGGAAAUCAGUGUGCACUGCCCCUGCCACACCUUCAACCCAAAUGGGGACAUCAUUGACAAUGAGCACGAGGUGCUGGAGGUGAAGUUCAGAGGCGUAGAUGAGGAGCAAAGCCGCUUGGAUCUGGAUCAGCUGAAGAAGAAGAACCUUCCUCACCUCAUCCUCAUGAUGAUCCCGCCCCACCGCCUGGACACUCAGCACAGUCGCCGACGCAAGAGAGCACUGGACACAAACUACUGUUUCUCAAACACGGAGGAGAGCUGCUGUGUUCGCAAACUCCACAUUGAUUUCCGACGUGACCUGGACUGGAAGUGGAUCCAUGAGCCCAGUGGUUACGACGCCAACUACUGCUCUGGGCCCUGCCCUUACCUGAGGAGCUCAGAUACGACACACAGCUCGCUGCUGAGCCUGUACAACACCCUGAAUCCGGAGGCCUCGGCUGCCCCCUGCUGUGUUCCUCAAGACCUGGAACCUCUCACUAUACUCUACUACUCCGGACGGACCCCGAAAGUGGAGCAGCUCUCCAACAUGAUUGUCAAGUCUUGCAAGUGUAGCUGAGAAGACACUGAACGGCGAGGUAGAGUGGCACCCUUUCUGCUCGGUACUGACCAAACCCAUGUGCUCCUUUGAACUCUUAGCUGUGACAAAUAAUUAAACUGACCCUGUGGACUCGUGGCUUAGAUCUGGAAGGCCACACUUCUUUUUUUUUUCUUUUUCUAAAGGAUACAGAUUUUCUUAAAACCGGGGCUCAUCUUUUUCCUUGUUUGGUAUUUUUUCCCAACCCCCUCAGUCUGCUCUUAGUUACAAGUAGUUAUUUUGAUCUUAUAAGGUGCAACCCAAACCAAACGUAGUCUGACAAUCAAGGUUUGAUCUCCAAAAUAUUUCUGUCUAGGUUUGUGACAAUGGACAGAAUGCUCUUAAAGCUAGAUGACAGAGUCCUGUACGAAUGGGAGAGACUUGCUCUGUGCUAUAUUUUCUACUUCAGAGCUCAAGCAAAUGUUCCACAAAGUCCAAGUCUACCCUUUCAGUAGAGAAGCUUUUGUGUGUCUUGCCCCGGAGCAGCAUUGUUAACAGUCACAAAUGUAGACGCCACUCUUCUGAACGGUCAAAGUGUCCUUUCUGACUGGAUUCCUCCCUUGAACUUCCCUUAAGCUCCCUUCCCUUCAAACAGUGGGCAUUAUCUUCAAUCACAAAAGGAGAAAGGACAGACUUGCUGCUGUAUCCAAAGCCAUAGCUGUGGUCAGGGAAAAGGAGAGCCGAAAGAGAAUGCCUGUUGGUUUUGCAAUGGAAAGUGAAUGAACAAAGAGGUUGAGCCAAGCUUUUCUUUUUUUGGCCAGCCAGCAGCAAUGGCCCUGUUUUUUUUUUUUGGUGCAUCUAAUAGAAUGGGUAGAAGAAGAAGAAGAAAGAGAAGGAGAUGAAGAAGAAGGAGAAGGAGAAGAAGAGGGGACCUGUAUGCAAGGGAAGAACUCCCAUGGAAACAAGCCAUGAGCUCACUGACUGCCAUUCACUGGAAGUUUUCAUCCCUAACAGGUUCAAAUUAUUUUUGGGACUUCAAAGAGUAUACUGGAAAAGAACAAGUCUUACGCAACAGUUUUUUUGUUUUUAAUGGGAUUUCUUUUACAUUAAUAGCAGAUUUUGGUCUGUUAUGCAACUUGUCAUAUAGUGAUUUUUUUCACUAACUGGGAUGAAAUUUGACGUAUCCCCAUUGGUGGAAACACAUUUAUAUUAAACCCAGAGUGCUGAUGCAUUUCCUUGAGAUGUAAAAAGGGAAAGGAACUUUUUUUUUUUUUUUUGUCUUGUGCAUAAAAAUAACCUAAUUAUUUUUGACCUGUUGUAUUUGAUUAGGUUUAUGUUGGACGUAAAUCAUGUUGUAUUAAAAGUUGACUGUUCCCAGAAAAGUACAUCAGAGCACUUUUCUCCUGCAAUAACAGGACAUUUAAAGACAUUUAAAAUACAGCUGUUUUAUUUCUUCUAUUUUCAAUCAUGCUAUCCUACCACUAGAGAUGUUCCGAUACCAGCGUUGCAAAUUCCUCCGAUACCGACCUAAAUGUAGAGUUGGAUAUCGGCGAGUGUGCAAUUCUAUGUAUAUCGAUCCGAUAACGUUUUUAAAGUUUUGUGGUUUCAAUCAACUCUUCAUCCACAGGUAGUGUCGCAUUAGCCAGAGCUAGGUAAGAUGUCUGCAAAGUAAAAUGGAUACAUGCAUACGUGACUUCAGUUUCAAGGGGUGGCACUUUAUGUAGCCAAUUACAGAACUUAUGACUAAUUAUACAACAAUGAUAGCAAUCAGCACUUCCAUAAAGGGUAUGAAGCGUACAGCUGUUGAAAUAAAAUACACAAGUUUUUUUUUUUCA
Messenger RNA from Pleuronectes platessa (European plaice), 3392 nucleotides. Its product is annotated as transforming growth factor beta-3 proprotein. Lineage: Eukaryota; Metazoa; Chordata; Actinopteri; Pleuronectiformes; Pleuronectidae. The transcript has 7 exons. The record is from RefSeq and is a predicted model, not a curated record. Gene Ontology annotation, molecular function: growth factor activity; type II transforming growth factor beta receptor binding; cytokine activity. Gene Ontology annotation, cellular component: extracellular region. The coding region runs from base 388 to 1599 and encodes 403 amino acids. Gene Ontology annotation, biological process: regulation of cell population proliferation; SMAD protein signal transduction; BMP signaling pathway.